Messenger RNA from Vigna unguiculata (cowpea), 610 nucleotides. Lineage: Eukaryota; Viridiplantae; Streptophyta; Magnoliopsida; Fabales; Fabaceae. The record is from RefSeq and is a predicted model, not a curated record.
AGAAAGAUGUGGAUGUUGAAAUCUGAAGGAACGGAAAUAGAAAGCCACCACGCCAUCAUAGAAUAUUGAAGUGCUCAAGAUUUGUGGGUCAACAUAAAGGUAGGUUGAUUUGAUUAAUUGGGAAUUUUUUGUGUUUUAGGGUUUGUAAAUGAAGAGGAGUGUUGGGUCGAAGGGUUGUCCAUUGUCUUCGUCUUCUUCUGUGCAAGUGGGAUCUUCUCAUUUUGGAAGAAAAGUUUGUGGUUGUGGCGACCAAUUACUGCUUCUGAAAGCAACUACUACAAAGAAUAAUGGCAGAUUUUUCUUCAGGUGUCGAAAUUGGGCUACUGAAUCACAUUGUAACUAUUUCCGAUGGGCUGAUGCGGUAGAAGGUGAAGUCGAACGAAAGCCUCAAUGUGACGAACGAAAGCCUGAAUGUGAAGGAGAGAAUGAAAAUUUAAGUGGCAGUGAUACAGUGAUACUUCAGUUGUUGCAGAAGAAUGCCAAACUAAAGAAGAAAUUAUCGGUGGAGAGAAAAAUGGGAGAAAUAAAGUUAUUUUUGUUCAUUUUAUCUUGGGGUUUUACUGUCAUACUUUGUGUUCUGUUUCUGUUAAAGACGAAUUGUAAGGAAUAA